Glossina fuscipes is the source of this 881-nucleotide messenger RNA. RefSeq lists its product as uncharacterized. The record is from RefSeq and is a predicted model, not a curated record. The transcript has 4 exons. Lineage: Eukaryota; Metazoa; Arthropoda; Insecta; Diptera; Glossinidae. The coding region runs from base 196 to 762 and encodes 188 amino acids.
UCUGCAUUCGGAACAAUAUGGAAUUGAACUGAUAGUAUUUCAGAGAAAGAAAAUUUUUAAUUAAAAUUGCUACGCUAUAGCUGGACGGCAAGUCACUGAUUUCAAUCGCGAAUUAAUUAUCAAAGUAAAUAGGUUUAAUUUCCCAAACUUUAUAAAAAGAUUUGUAUUAUAGCGGUUAUCGAAGAAAAUUAAAAUAUGAAUAAUUUGUGUGGUUUACGACUAUCCACUGUGGGUAUGGUGGUUGGCUGGCUAAAUUUGGUGGGAGGACUGUUGUCCACGAUUUUGCUAUCUAUAGGCCUUACGCGCCUAGAUGAUAUUGUGGACGCCAUCUAUAAAAGUAUUGGUCCUGACUCGGAUCUCGAUUCUGUUGAUAUACGCCUAAUUGUGCUUAUUGCAAUAAGCGUAUAUUUGACAACCAGUUUGGCCAAUGUGAUUGCCUCUAUGUUACUAAUCAUUGGCACUGUUAAGGAACGCCACCUACUAUUAGCUCCUUGGCUUAUCAACGCAUAUAUAUUUAUUUUCUUCAACGCCGUGAAUUUUGUAUAUAUGAUUUUUGUGAGCAUAUUUAAAGAUGUGCCCGUGGGUGUAGCUAUACCAACAUUACUAUAUACUGGCAUAAGCCUCGUUAUCCAAAUCGUUAUCUGGAAUGCGAUUUAUUCUCUGUAUAAGCAAAUACGUGCCAAUCGUGAUCAACAGCAGCGCUUGUUAACUGCGCCAACUACUUUGCCCGAUUACACUCGAUUACCUUACGAAGUUAAAUAAAUUAAAAGUGAUAUCGAAAAAGCACCCCAUAUCCAUUAUCAAUAUUUGUUUACAAUUUUUUUUAAAUAGAAGAAAAAAUCCCCGAAAAACAAAACGAUAGGUACAAAAUUUUCUAUUAA